UCUUUCCUUUAUUUUGUACAGUUAUCAAUUUCACGCAACGGGCAAUUGAAAAGAAAGAAGUUAUCUUUUUCGGUUCUACUCUUUUUCUAAGGUUAUCUUCGCCAAUAACUUUGAAGGUUGCAUUUUUGCUUCUUCUAUCAAGAGCUUUUAGCCUUUUAGAUUGAACUGCAGGAAUGGCUGAGGAGAGUCACAAAGUCACCUUGAAUGUGUACGACUUGAGUCAGGGACUGGCUCGGCAGCUUUCCAUGACCUUAUUAGGGAAAGUUAUUGAGGGAAUAUGGCACACUGGAGUUGUGGUUUAUGGUAAUGAAUACUAUUUUGGUGGAGGCAUACAGCACAUUCCUGCUGGGACGGCCCCGUAUGGGAAACCGAUUAGAGUGAUUGAUUUGGGUGUCACUCAUGUGCCUAAAGAUGUGUUUGAGAUGUAUUUACAGGAGAUUAGUCCCCGUUACACAGCCGAGACCUACAGUUUGCUCACCCACAAUUGCAACAACUUCAGCAAUGAGGUUGCCCAGUUUAUAGUCGGUUCCACCAUUCCGGACUAUAUAUUGCAGCUCCCAAAUGAAGUUAUGAGCAGCCCAAUGGGUGCACUCUUAAUGCCCAUGAUUCAAAAUCUUGAGACAACUUUGAGGGCCGGUGCUGUUCCUCAAGUUCCUCAAUUCAGGCCAUCUGUUUCUGCUCAGCCAUCUCAGCACUCAGGUGUCAAUGUUAUCAAUUCCUCUGAUAACGCAAAGCGUGAUGAGGUGAAGGCUGAAGAGCAACCAAACCAUGCCGAUGCACAGACGUCGGAAGAGACAAUGCCAUCUGCCAAACCAACAGGAGCACAGGAAAAAAUUUCGGACCCUCUCGGGGAUGCUCGAGCCAAGGUCCAAGAAGAGAUAAGCCGUGAGUUUGCCACAAUCAUGGCUGCGGGGACGUUACGUGCUAGUGAGGCAGCUGCCCUGGCAACUAGGAAAGUGAUGCAGAAAUAUGGGCACUUGAAUGCUGCUGCUAUGCCACAGAAUUAGAAAUAGGGGAA
Messenger RNA from Hibiscus syriacus, 1018 nucleotides. RefSeq names its product desumoylating isopeptidase 1-like. Gene Ontology annotation, molecular function: peptidase activity. The record is from RefSeq and is a predicted model, not a curated record. The transcript has 5 exons. Gene Ontology annotation, biological process: protein modification by small protein removal. NCBI's taxonomy places the organism in Eukaryota, Viridiplantae, Streptophyta, Magnoliopsida, Malvales, Malvaceae. The coding region runs from base 174 to 1007 and encodes 277 amino acids.